Pyrus x bretschneideri (Chinese white pear) is the source of this 1258-nucleotide messenger RNA. RefSeq lists its product as uncharacterized. The coding region runs from base 1 to 945 and encodes 314 amino acids. NCBI's taxonomy places the organism in Eukaryota, Viridiplantae, Streptophyta, Magnoliopsida, Rosales, Rosaceae. The transcript is spliced from 8 exons. The record is from RefSeq and is a predicted model, not a curated record.
AUGGCCAUAGAUCCCAACCACACCACCGCUUCAGCCGCCGCCGUCACGGCCACGUCCGGAGCUGCCGCCCCCAACACACCCACGACGAGGCCCGUAAGACCCGCCGUAUCAUCUCCUCUUCCUCCUAAUCUUUACGCAGCCCAAUCCCUCCAAAUUCGGACCCAAUCGCCAUCAUCUUCACCAUUAGCAUCAGCAGCUGCUAAUCAUCAGGGGGUUCUGUACCCACUGGCUUCCUCAGGCCGAGGCUUCAUUCCCCGGCCCAUUCGCCCCGCCGCCGCUGCCGGAGGUGAACCCCCAGUUACUGUGGCCAACGCAGGAGCUUCGUACCCAUCUCGGCCCCUUCUGAAUUUCCCUUCGCAGCAGCCUAUUUCUGUGCAUUUGAUGAGACCCAACUACAGCCUAGCACCUUCUCCUCUUCCUCCUCCUAUUAGGGGCCUUCCCCUUAUUUCUGCUGCUCCUGAGGUUGCUCCAUCUUCAGUUCCUGACAGCAAUGGUUUUAAAGACAUGAGAAAACAAGAUGAUAACUUAGCUGUCAUUAGAGGUCGAAAAGUCAGGGUGACAGAUGGAGCUUCUCUAUACGUGCACUGUCGGUCAUGGUUGAGGAACGGUUUUCCUGAAGAAAUUCAGCCACAAUAUGGUGAUGCUGUAAGGUCUCUUCCUAAACCUUCACCAAUACCUAUGGCAAGUGCUACUCUUCCAAAGAAGGAAGGGGGUGAAGCAGAAGAAAAGGAGAUGAUAACAAGGACGAGAUGUAUAGCUGAGGAACACAUUGAGCGUUUAUCAACACAUGAUCUGUUAAAAAGACAUGUCAAACGCGCCAGAAAGGUUCGAGCACGAUUAAGAGAAGAACGCUUACAGCGAAUUGCAAGGUACAAGUCUAGGCUUGCGCUUCUCCUUCCUCCCUUGGUAGAACAGUUCAGAAAUGAUCUAGCUUCAGCAAACUGACCCAUAUGUUGCUCUAUCGGACCUAAUUAACAUUGAGCACAAUGGACUUUCAUACCAAAUCAGUUUUUUUUCUGGAAUGAUGAAAAAUGUGUACGGUAUUCAAGCAAGUUCGCUGUACAAAUUGUACUUUGCUGUAACAGUCAACAUCAUUGGUGGUAUGUUACGUGGGCGUGGUAGAUGAUAGGAAAAAAUUGUGGGAACUGAGUGAGCUACAAUUUUUUGUUUUUCCAUGCGUUUGAGUGUAAGUUGAGCGUUGUGAGUUGUUACGACACCAAAAGGUUUGAGUUGUAUUGUAAUAUUCUUUCUCUGGUCA